AUGCCGAUCACCAGUGGUGCCGCCAACCAGUGGUGCCGCCUGCCAGUGGUGCCGCCUGCCAUUGGUGCCGCCCACCAGUGUUGCCGCCUACCAGUGGUGCCGCGAACCAGUGGUGUCGCCCGCAAGUGGUGCCGCCUGCCAGUGAUGCCGCCCGCCAGUGGUGCCGCCUGCCAGUGGUGCCACCCGCCGUUGGUGCCCCCUGCCAGUGAUGCCGCCCACCAGUGGUGCCGCCUGCCAGUGAUGCCGCCCGCCUAUGGUGCCGCCUACCAGUGGUGCCGCCCACCAUUGAUGCCGCCCAUUAGUGAUGCCGCCCACCAGUGGCCGUCCACCAGUGAUGCCGCCUGUCAGUGGUGCAGCUCGCCAGUGGUGCCGCCUGCCAUUGGUGCCGCCCACCAGUGGUCUCGCCCACCAGUGGUGUUGCCCGCAAGUGGUGCCGCCGGCAAGUGA
Molecule: messenger RNA, 447 nt
Organism: Procambarus clarkii (red swamp crayfish)
Lineage: Eukaryota; Metazoa; Arthropoda; Malacostraca; Decapoda; Cambaridae
Source: RefSeq, a predicted model, not a curated record